Molecule: messenger RNA, 1227 nt
Organism: Cannabis sativa
Lineage: Eukaryota; Viridiplantae; Streptophyta; Magnoliopsida; Rosales; Cannabaceae
Product: ras-related protein RABA5e
Exons: 2
Coding region: 282-938 (218 amino acids)
Cellular component (GO): endosome
Molecular function (GO): GTPase activity; GTP binding
Source: RefSeq, a predicted model, not a curated record
AUUAUGAAGCCACUACAUGCGCAGUUUGUCUGUGUGACAGCUCGAUUCCAUAUCAUUCAUUCAAUACACACCACUCUCACACCUCUUUCCAUUAAUUCUCUCUCUAAUUUAUUCCCUUUUCUUCAACUUCGAUUCCAACUUUCUUUUCCCUUUACGUUUUCUCAUUAAAAUUCUGUUUGGUUACUAAGAAAAUAAUAACAGAGGAAAAAGAAAAAAAAAGCUAAAAGUUGAAGUAGAGAAAAAAGCGCAAGUAAAGCGAAGUACCUUCAUCGAAAAACGACAUGUCGUCGUCGGACGAUGAGUCGGGAGAGGAGUACCUUUUCAAGAUCGUGAUCAUCGGCGACUCGGCGGUGGGGAAAUCGAACCUUCUCUCUCGUUACGCUAGGAAUGAGUUCAAUAUGCACUCCAAGGCCACCAUUGGAGUCGAGUUCCAGACUCAAAGUAUGGACAUUGACGGCAAAGAGGUCAAGGCUCAGAUUUGGGACACCGCCGGCCAAGAGCGCUUCCGCGCCGUCACCUCGGCCUACUACCGCGGUGCCGUCGGAGCUCUUGUUGUCUACGACAUCACUCGCCGAACCACGUUCGAUAGCAUCGGUCGAUGGCUUGAUGAGCUUAAAACUCACUCAGAUACAACUGUGGCUAGGAUGCUAGUUGGGAACAAAAGUGAUUUGGAGAAUAUUAGGGAUGUGAGUGUCGAGGAAGGGAAAAGCCUUGCAGAAGCCGAAGGACUGUUCUUCAUGGAGACAUCAGCACUAGAUUCCACAAAUGUUAGAAAGGCUUUCGAGCUUGUCAUUCGAGAAAUUUACAACAAUGUCAGCCGCAAAGUCCUAAACUCAGACACUUACAAAGCAGAAUUAUCUGUAAACAGGGUAAGCCUAGUCGACGAGGGCGCAAAUGGAUCAAAGAAAAACCAGAACUAUUCUUGCUGUUCCAGGUGAUCCUAUCUCCAAAAGAAAGGGAGUACAAAUUGGGAUUUUCUGGUUGGUUUUUGAAUGUAAUUUGGACGACUAAAUUAUUUUGUUUGUUUGUUAUAUUGGCUAUCGUUGAAGGAUAACCAAAUAAGACAGUAUUAUAGAAAGAAAUUUGUUAUGUUGAUUUAUCUACACUACAGAUCAUUUUUUUUUGUUAUGCUUAUAUUAAAAACUGAAAUGUAAGUAAACACUGAACAGUCUUUCUUCUUUUGUGUCCUGCUUCCUAUGAUUUGGUUCUAGUUGGACUUCUUUUUUU